Molecule: messenger RNA, 948 nt
Organism: Rotaria sp. Silwood2
Lineage: Eukaryota; Metazoa; Rotifera; Eurotatoria; Philodinida; Philodinidae
Source: the annotation of a GenBank genome assembly
AUGGUUUAUGACUAUCGCUAUGUUGUUUUUGUUCACACAUCGGCAUUCACCUAUCGUCCAGAUAAUAUAAUGGAAAUUCGUGUUGUUGCAACUAAUGAAGAAUUCAUGCCAAUAGAAAAUGAUGAAUUUCUUAUUGAAGUUUUCGAUAAUAAUCUUAAACGUGUUGGUGAAUUCCCAAUUAUUACGAUUCGCUCUGGUAUCACGGAAACAUUCAAAUUUCCAAUUGGCGUACAAUGUAAUACUGUUACAUCAUCAUUUGAUAUUAAGACUAUAUUUCAACAAUUUCUUCUUCAUAUAGAUAAAACUCUUCGUGGUGUUAUUGAAAUGCAUAAUGAUUACAAUGUACUUAUUUUUGGUUGUGCUUUACUGACCAUCGGUCAAAUUACUGAACAAGACAUGCAACUAGUCAUGUUAAUAUCAAUUAUGAUCUUUUAUCAUUAUUUAAUAUUUAUGUUAAAAAAAGCUUUUGUUAUGCAAGUUUAUUUUCAAGCAAUUGAUCUUGCGUGUGGUCAAGAACGUGCCAUUGAAUAUGUUAUUUCUGUAUUUAUACGUGAUGCUAUUUAUACUAUUCGUUCACUUCAUUUUGAAGCUGGAAUGAAAAAUGAAUUUAAAAUUAUUGACAAACGUUUGGAUUGUGAACCAACUAAACUGAAAAACUUGAUUGUUACUGUUUCAAUGCCCAUUGGUAAUGAACAAGAAAAAGUACAAGAAGAAAAAUCAGUUGAAACUGUUUCUCUUAUGUCAACAACUCGACGUAGUACUGGUAGUGCUAAAUUAUCAACUGAACUAUUAUCAGCAGUCAAGAGCUCAGUUCAAACUUAUGUCAAUACACCAGUUGCUAGUUCGCAAAUUUCAAUUGUUGGUCAUAUAGACAAAUUUUAUAUUCAAUUGAUUCCAUUGAAAUCAGCUGAAAAAUUUGAACUAUUACCAUGUCAUAUAUACUUUUAA